This is a messenger RNA of Ricinus communis (castor bean), 3460 nucleotides long. Its product is annotated as receptor protein-tyrosine kinase CEPR1. The record is from RefSeq and is a predicted model, not a curated record. Lineage: Eukaryota; Viridiplantae; Streptophyta; Magnoliopsida; Malpighiales; Euphorbiaceae. The transcript is spliced from 2 exons. Gene Ontology annotation, cellular component: plasma membrane. Gene Ontology annotation, molecular function: protein binding; protein kinase activity; ATP binding. Gene Ontology annotation, biological process: protein phosphorylation; hormone-mediated signaling pathway. The coding region runs from base 412 to 3282 and encodes 956 amino acids.
CCCAAAAGAAAAAGAAAAACAACAUAUAGAAGACAGCAGGCUGAUGGUCAAGAUGCUAAAGUUUUGGGCUCUGGCCAUCCAAGAGACAGAAAGAAAGGUCCUAGUCGCAAGAACAUACGGUGAUCAAGAAGAGAUGCAGUUUAUUCAGAACAUCUUAUCGGGAUAAAGGAGUUGCACAAAUGUUAUUCUCUACUUAAGUUAGUGGGGUAUAAACGUAAAGCCUCUUUAUGCAAAGAUAUCCAUAGUCUCUCUUUCUCUCUCAGUACUAUAGCAUGAGCCUCCUUUCAUCAUCAGGAAGCGCACAGCUGCACCAAAUGAUCCCCUCAAUCAUCUCAUUUAUAUACUUCUUUGUUUCCUUACUUCCUCCUCUGCAGCAACCAUAUUAAACCUUUCACUUCCUUUCUCUCUCUCAUGGCUCCUAGAUUUAUUUUUUUCCUGUUUAUUUCACUUAUUUCUCUGGCCCAUCCUUUGGAAGCUAUCAGUACAAACCAGUCUCAGUUUUUCAAUCUAUUGAAAACUUCUCUUUCAGGAAACGCUUUGUCUGAUUGGGAUGUCAGUGGAGGGAAAUCUUACUGCAAUUUCACGGGUGUUAGCUGCAACAGCCAAGGAUAUGUCGAAAAAUUUGACAUAACUGGUUGGUCAAUUUCUGGCCGUUUUCCAGAUGGUAUGUGCUCAUACCUGCCACAGCUACGUGUUAUCCGUCUGGGCCAUAAUCAUCUCCACGGCAACUUCCUUCCGAGCAUCAUCAAUUGUUCUUUCUUGGAAGAGCUGAAUGUUAGUUUGUUGUACCUCGAUGGAAAAAUUCCUGAUUUCUCACCGUUGAAAUCUCUUCGGAUGCUUGACAUGUCGUACAACAACUUCAGAGACGAUUUUCCGAUGUCAGUGACUAAUCUUACCAAUCUUGAGUUCCUUAAUUUCAACGAAAACGCGGAACUCAACUACUGGGAACUGCCGGAGAACAUUUCCAGGCUGACAAAGCUUAAAUCAAUGAUCUUGACGACAUGCAAUCUCUAUGGUCCAAUCCCGGCAACAAUAGGAAACAUGACAUCCCUUAUUGAUCUUGAGUUAAGUGGGAAUUUCCUCACGGGCCAGAUUCCUCCAGAGAUUGGAUUGCUGAAGAACUUAAAGCAGCUUGAGCUCUACUAUAACUACCACCUUUCUGGCAGCAUACCUGAAGAACUUGGAAAUUUGACAGAGUUGGUAGAUCUGGACAUGUCAGUUAAUAAGUUGACAGGAAAUAUUCCAGCAUCUAUAUGCCGCCUUCCCAAGCUUGAAGUUCUGCAGUUCUACAACAACAGCCUCACAGGAGAAAUCCCAAGUGCUAUUGCCGAAUCAACCACCUUGCGCAUACUCUCACUUUAUGACAACUCUCUUACAGGAGAACUUCCACACAACUUGGGCCAGCUAUCCGGUAUGGUUGUCCUAGACGUGUCAGAGAACCGCCUGUCGGGCCCACUACCAACAGAAGUUUGCAGUGGAGGUAAACUUUUAUACUUUCUUGUCUUGGAUAACAUGUUUUCUGGAGGAUUGCCUAGUAGUUAUGCAAAAUGCAAGACUCUUCUACGGUUUCGAGUCAGUCAUAACCGUUUGGAGGGCUCAAUACCAGAAGGGCUUCUGGGUCUUCCGCACGUUUCAAUCAUUGAUUUAGGUUACAAUAAUUUCAGCGGCUCAAUUUCAAAUACAAUUAGAACUGCUAGAAACUUGUCAGAAUUGUUCUUGCAAAGCAACAAGAUCUCGGGAGUUCUACCUCCUGAAAUAUCCGGGGCUAUCAAUCUGGUAAAGAUUGAUGUCAGCAAUAAUCUCCUCUCUGGUCCAGUACCUUUUCAAAUUGGCUAUCUGACGAAGCUAAAUUUAUUGAUGCUGCAAGGAAACAUGCUGAAUUCCUCCAUUCCCGACUCACUUUCGUUUUUGAAGUCUCUCAAUGUUCUUGAUCUCUCCAACAACCUGUUAACUGGAAAUGUCCCAGAAAGUCUAAGUGUAUUGUUACCAAAUUCCAUUGACUUUUCAAACAAUCGUCUCUCUGGUCCAAUUCCUCUCCCUCUAAUAAAAGGUGGGCUUUUAGAGAGCUUUUCAGGCAAUCCAGGUCUUUGUGUUCCAAUCUACGUUGUAUCAGACCAAAAUUUCCCCGUAUGCUCACGAAGAUAUAACAGAAAGAGACUAAAUUCCAUCUGGGUGAUCGGGAUUUCAGUGGUCAUCUUUAUAGUUGGGGCUCUGUUCUUUCUAAAGCGUAAACUCAGUAAAGAUAAAUUAACCGGACGUGAUGAGACCAUGUCGUCAUCAUUCUUUUCAUACGAAGUGAAGAGCUUCCAUCGAAUAAGUUUUGAUCAACAAGAAAUCCUCGAAGGCAUGAUUGAAAAAAACAAAGUGGGUCAAGGAGGAUCUGGGACAGUGUACAAGAUUGAACUGAGCAGUGGGGAAGUAAUUGCAGUAAAGAGGCUGUGGAGUAAGAGAAACAAAGACUCGGCUAUAGAAGAUCAGCUGCUUCCUGACAAGGGGUUGAAAACUGAAGUUGAGACACUGGGAAGUAUCAGGCACAAGAACAUAGUCAAAUUGUACUGUUACUUCUCCAGUUUCCAUUGCAGCUUGUUGGUCUAUGAGUACAUGCCAAAUGGAAACCUCCGGGACGCCCUUGACAAAAAUUGGAUCCAUCUGGAUUGGCCCACCCGUCAUCAAAUAGCACUUGGAGUUGCACAGGGCUUGGCUUAUCUCCAUCAUGAUCUUCUGACUCCUAUAAUUCACAGAGAUAUAAAGUCAACCAAUAUUCUCUUAGAUGUCAGCUACCAGCCCAAGGUUGCAGACUUUGGCAUAGCCAAGGUCUUGCAAGCUAGAGGAGGUAAAGAUUCCACUAGCACUGUCGUUGCAGGAACCUAUGGUUACAUUGCUCCAGAAUAUGCGUAUUCAUCUAAAGCAACAACCAAGUGCGAUGUUUACAGUUUUGGAGUAGUUCUGAUGGAAUUAAUUACUGGAAAGAAGCCAGUAGAGGAAGACUUCGGAGAGAACAAGAAUAUCGUAAAUUGGGUUUCAACAAAAGUGGAAACCAAGGAAGGAGUUAUGGAGGUAUUGGAUAAAAAGUUAUCAGGGUCUUUCUGGAAUGAGAUGAUACAGGUCUUGCGGAUCGCCAUCCGCUGUAUCUGCAAGACUCCAGCCCCUCGCCCAACUAUGAAUGAGGUUGUCCAACUGCUGAUUGAGGCUGAUCCAUGCAGAUUCGAUUCUUGCAAGUCGUCGAAUAAGGCCAAAGAGACGUCAAAUGUCACUAAGAUAAACAGCAAAAAUGAAUUAUGAUUACAAUAAGCGUAUGGUGGGGUUCUAGGUGAAGUAUAUAGCAUCUAUAAAUUAGUGUAUAUAUAUAUAUAAGUAUUGUCUACAAGGUAUCGACUAUAGAGAGACUUAUUAUUAAGGAGAAACUUUACUUUUUCUUUUCCUCCCCUAAUUAAAUUAAAGUAGCUUGUAGAUUCUUUUC